Molecule: messenger RNA, 2465 nt
Organism: Lepus europaeus (European hare)
Lineage: Eukaryota; Metazoa; Chordata; Mammalia; Lagomorpha; Leporidae
Gene: ZNHIT6
Product: zinc finger HIT-type containing 6
Exons: 10
Coding region: 210-1574 (454 amino acids)
Biological process (GO): maturation of LSU-rRNA from tricistronic rRNA transcript (SSU-rRNA, 5.8S rRNA, LSU-rRNA); snoRNA localization; box C/D snoRNP assembly
Cellular component (GO): nucleus; pre-snoRNP complex
Source: RefSeq, a predicted model, not a curated record
AGCGCUAAAAGUCGUAAAGUGGCGAAGUGCGGAAGCGUGGUUUUACGGCGGUCCCGGAGAUGUAAAUCACAGGCGUUUUCGGCUUCUGCGUGCCGGUGUGGUACGCACGUGGGAAGGUUUCUGUGUUGGCAGCUGGUAAUUCUUGCUGCUCGCGUGGAGCGCCCACAUUGCAAGACGGAGUGACGGCGGAGGCCGGCGGCCGUGAGCUGAUGGAGUUCGCUGCGGAAAGUGGAGGGACCUCGGAAGGAGGUCUCCAGAGGGUAGCUGAGGGGGCGCGGCUCUGUCCGGAGUCAGGUAGGGAGAGAGCCAGGGACUUACCUGGGAUGCCAGAUGGACUGACAGAAGUGAGGAAGACAGAGGAUGAAGAGGAGGGGGGUGGGCAAAGGGCAGAGGAAAUGCGAAUGGACUUGACGGUUGUGAAGCAAGAAAUGAUGGACUGGUCGGAUGCAGAAGAAGGCGUGACGGGUGGCCAGGGGGUAAAGCAGGAGGCGGAGGAUGAGAAAGCAGGCGUAUUGGAGGUGAAGCAGGAGGUGGAAAACCACAGUUUGUUGGUGAAAAAAGAGAAGGUGGAUGAACUAGAGGUGAAGGAAGAGAAGAUAGACUGGCCGGAAGUGAAGGGAGAGAGGGAGGCCACGUUGGAGAUAAAAGAGGAGAUGUGUGUUGGGUCCAGCGUAAAAGAGGAGGAGGUGGUCGACGGGGAGCAUGUGAAAGAAGAGAAGGAUUUCCUGGAGAAAGAAGUGACGGAUGACUCAAAGGUGAACGAAGAGCCGCAGGUGAACGCCCCGGUGGGCUGCAAGCGGAAGCUGGCCAUGUCGAGGUGUGAAACUUGUGGUACAGAAGAAGCAAAGUACAGAUGUCCACGUUGUAUGCGAUACUCCUGCAGUUUGCCCUGUGUAAAGAAACAUAAAGUGGAACUGACAUGUAAUGGAGUUAGAAAUAAAACUGCAUAUGUUUCCAUACAACAGUUUACUGAAAUGAAUCUACUAAGUGAUUAUAGAUUUUUGGAAGAUGUGGCAAGAACAGCAGACCAUAUUUCUAGAGAUAUUUUCUUAAAAAGACCAAUAAGCAAUAAACAUAUGUACUUUUUGAAAAAUCGUGCCCGAAGGCAAGGUAUUAAUCUAAAACUUUUACCCAAUGGAUUUACCAAGAGGAAAGAGAAUUCAACAUUCUUUGAUAAAAAAAAACAACAGUUUUGUUGGCAUGUGAAGCUCUGCUUUCCUCAAAGUCAAGCUGAGUACGUAGAAAAAAGAGUACCAGAUGAUAAAACUAUUAAUGAAAUCCUCAAACCUUACAUUGAUCCUGAAAAAUCUGAUCCCAUAAUUCGUCAAAGGUUGAAAACCUAUGUUCACUCUCAGACUGGGGUCCAGAUUUUAAUGAAGGUUGAAUAUAUGCAGCAAAAUUUAGUAAGAUACUAUGAACUGGAUCCUUAUAAAAGUCUCCUAGACAAUUUGAGGAACAAAGUGAUCAUUGAAUACCCAACAUUUCAUGUGGUGUUGAAAGGAUCCAGUAAUGACAUGGAAGUUCUUCACCAAGCGAAAAGUGAAGCUACCAAGAACUUUGGCAAGAAAAAUUGAGCACUCCUCUGGAAGAAGUUGAAAAUUCCCAGACAGUUGGAGAGGACAAUGCAUUGAUGGGCUGUUGGGUGAUUGUGGUAUUGUUGUUGUAAUUUUUUGUCUGAAAAAUAAUUAAACAAUCUAAAUUUUUAAAAAUACAUUUCAUAACCUUUUUAAUUAAUUGGCUUGUAAGCCCCCCAUUCAUAUUAGAAUCCAUUUUUGCACCUGAAAAACAUAGUGCAUAUUAAGCUGUGGCUUAAUUCUAUAGGCUGAAAACUUUUUCUGUUAGUUCAGUGCAAUACUGUUUGUAGUACCAAGAGUAAUCUGUGUUAACUGCACAAUUGGCAUUCUGCUUAGUGGGACCUCACUAAAUAGAAAGACUGUGAAACACACCAUUUUAUCAAGGAGAACUGGUCCUCCACCAGCAUUCUAUAUUUGGGUUUUGUAUGUAACUUAACUCUUUUUAAGACAGCUUUUAUACUUAGGAAACUCCCAAUACAAUGCCACAAUGCCUUGUGUAAAUAAAUACUAUUAACCACAUUUUCUUACAUUCAGUUCAGAAUUUCAGCAACUCCACAUUGUUUGACUCUCGAGUGCCAACAGAUUUGACGGUACUUGUUCACAAACUUAUUGUCAAAGACUCAUUGACUUAUAAAUUCCAUUCUUCUUGUCCCAUUCCCAAACCAUUCACAUUAUUACCACAUGAGUGUUGUGGUGACCAGUUUGAUGCUGUGUUUUGAUGUGUUUAGCAGUAACUAAAGAAAAUAAAUGUUUGGAAUUCUUUAAUAAAUUAUUAAAAUGUAUAAAUAUGUAUGCAUAUUUGUAUGUUAAUUUAUAUCUAAUGGAAAUUCACAUAUUAAAAUUAGGGUUUCCUAAUUUUAUUGAAAUUUAUACAGUUAUGAAGCUGCAAUA